CGCCUCAGGCAGGCUGCUAACGUAGUUAGCUGCUUCUGUUAGCUUAGCUGUGCUGCUGUGGGAGGCUGAUGGAGCCUUAGCUCGGGGUUGGUCAGGCUGGCUGAGGAAACAUUUCUGACUUACUGUGUGCUUUUCACUACCUGCACAAGGAAGAGUUGUAAUUGUACCGCUGCUUAAAACAUUGUCACUGAAGAGUCUAAGCGGAAAAAUGAUUAAAUCCUUUAUUUCUCCAGCUUCACGUGAAAUCCCUCAGCAGUAACCGCAAGAUCCGUGUUAUUGACCGCUGAUCCCACACAACACAGAAAGGAUGAGUAGUUCAUUUUAACCUUUAUUACUUUAUUACAGCCAGGACAUUUGUGUCAGCUAAACUUGGAGGAAACCGUUAAAACGCAGGCAAAAAGCCCACGAUCGACCGAUUCGUCAGUUGUUUAUGCUUUAAAAUGGCUGCUGGGAGACUGAAGUACAGCUGAUUUUGUUUAAAGAUGCUCUGGAGGAUUGUAAGGCCGUUGUGUCUGACACUGAACGAUGUGUGACUUUGAGGAUUGGUGCAGUAUUGAGGACUUUUCCAGCAGGAUGUAACGCUGGAUAACGCAGGAAAUUCAUCCUCUUGGUCAAAAAAACAACAACAACAACAAUGAGGCAAAACCGGUGGCUAUCAGAACUGAGCUGAUUUUAUCCCACUGACUUUUUUUAUGUAUUUAUGAAGGAUUCUGUGCACGUAAAUGGCGUGUUUUUGUUUUAUUAUUUUGCUACAGUUUUUUUUGUAAGAAGACCAGGUUUUUCUCUACAGAGAUGGACUUAACGGAUACGUCGUGUUGGUGAAGCCUUUUGACUGCUAAUUGAAACAAUCUGGAGCGCCUGAAAAGGGCCUCGUUAUAAUCCUAGAGAAAUGGAUGUGAGGAAAACGAUGAGGACUGAGAUGUUUUGUCUCAGACAGAUGGCUACGUCCAGGUUUGUGCUGCAGAGCAUGAACACGUACCUGCUACUUUGUGUGAUGUUGUGCCUUGUGAUGGCUACAGACGCGUCUCCGUCUAAAAGCUGCGACAAAAACUGUCUGUCUGGGAAAUGCGUGAACGGUUCGUGUGUGUGUGAUCGUGGAUGGGUCGGGGAUCAGUGUCAGCAUUGCCACGGCAGAUUCAAGCUGACCGAUCCAUCAGGGUACCUGACAGACGGCCCCAUCAACUACAAGUACAAAACCAAGUGCACGUGGCUGAUCGAGGGCUACCCAAACGCUGUGCUGAGGUUGCGUUUUAACCACUUUGCGACCGAAUGUAGCUGGGACCACAUGUACGUCUAUGACGGAGACUCCAUUUACGCUCCCUUAGUAGCUGUGUUCAGUGGUCUCAUUGUACCAGAGGUUCCAGGGAACGAGACCGUCCCUGAAGUGGAGACCAACUCUGGCUAUGCACUCCUGCACUUUUUCAGUGACGCAGCCUACAACCUGACCGGAUUUGAGAUCUUUUACUCGAUAAACUCGUGCCCAAAUAACUGCUCAGGCCAUGGCAAGUGCACCACCUCAAACUCUAUAGCGAGCAGAGUGUACUGUGAGUGUGAUAAAUACUGGAAGGGCAAAGCCUGCGACAUCCCUUACUGCAGGAACAACUGUGGCAGCCCAGACCAUGGCUACUGUGACCUCACCGGGGAAAAGCUGUGUGUGUGCAAUGACAGCUGGCAAGGUCCGGAUUGCUCUCUGUCAGUGCCCUCUACUGAGUCAUACUGGGUUAUGCCUACAGUGAAGCCUUUUGGUACAUCACUAGGCAGAGCAUCCCAUAAAGCAGUGGUUCAGGAAAAGGUCAUGUGGGUUGUCGGAGGCUACACUUUUAACUAUAGCAACUUCCAGAUGAUUCUAAAUUAUAAUCUGGACAGUGGCACCUGGAACACUGUGGCUAGCAGUAACGGGCCAGUGUCGAGAUAUGGGCAUUCUCUCACACUCUAUCAGGAUAAGCUCUACAUGUUCGGGGGCAAGUUGGAGAUGGGCUCGGGCAACAUAACAGACGAAUUGUGGGUGUUUAAUAUGCAGACAAAGUCAUGGGCUCAACAGUCUCCAAGCACACCGGCUCACGGUCAGGUCUACGCAGUGGAGGGUCAUUCCGCACACACAGCCGAACUGGAAACGGGAGACGUGGUAAUGGUGGUCAUCUUCGGCUACUCCUCCAUCUACAGCUACAUCAGCAACGUGCAGGAGUACAACAUCAAAACAAACACAUGGUUGGUUCCUGAGACGAGAGGAGCCACAGUUCAGGGGGGUUACGGCCACAGCAGCAUAUAUGAUGCCGGCACCAAGAGCGUGUACGUCCACGGAGGCUACAAGUCCCUGCCUGCUAAUAAGUAUAGCCUUGUAGAUGACCUGUACCGUUAUGAGGUGCACACUCGUGUCUGGACUAUUCUGAAGGAGAGCGGUUACCCUCGUUACCUCCACUCGGCUGUGCUGCUAGGAGGAACCCUGCUCGUCUUUGGGGGAAACACGCAUAAUGAUACGUCCCUAAGCAAUGGUGCCAAGUGCUUCUCUGCUGACUUCCUGGCCUAUGAUAUCGCAUGUGACGAGUGGAAGGUUCUCCCCAGACCAAACCUGCACAGAGACGUUAAUCGCUUUGGCCACAGCGCUGUCACCAGUAAUGGGUCCAUGUAUGUGUUUGGCGGAUUCUCCAGUGUGCUGUUGAAUGAUGUGCUGAUCUACAGGCCCCCCAGCUGCGAGGCGUUUGUGGGGAAAGAGCGGUGUGAGGCUGCAGGUCCAGGGGUGCGCUGCGUUUGGAGACAAAUCCGCUGUCUCUCCUGGGAACCCAGUUUUUCCACAAGCACACCUGAGACCUUCUGCCCUGCCAAGCCUGCUACAGUGGAUGAGAGAUGUCACCGCUUCUCCGACUGCACCAGUUGUACCGCAAACACUAACGGUUGUCAGUGGUGUGACGACAAGAAAUGCAUCUCAUCCCUCAGCAACUGCACUGCCGGUGUGAGAAACUUCACCAAGUGUUCGAUCAGAAAUGAGCAGAUUUGCAGCAAGCUGGCUAACUGCAAGAGCUGCACCUUAAACCUUAACUGCCAGUGGGAUCACCAGCAACAUGAGUGUCAUGCUCUCCCUGCCAAGUUGUGUGGAGAAGGGUGGAGUCAAGUGGGCGAGUCCUGUCUGCGUAUUAACUCAAGCCGAGAGAGCUAUGACAAUGCUCGGCACUACUGCAAGAACCUGGGUGGCAUCAUCGCCUCUCUUUCCACCGCCAAGCAGGUCGACUUUGUUCUCGGGGAACUGCAAAAGUACCAGCAGCAAGAAAAGAAGUUGUUCCCCUGGGUGGGCCUGAGGAAGAUUAACGUGUCCUACUGGGGAUGGGAGGACAACACUCCUUUCACAAACACUUCUCUGCAGUGGCUGCCUGGAGAGCCCAAUGACUCAGGCUUCUGUGCCUACCUGGAGAGAGCGCAUGUCUCGGGGCUCAGAGCAAAUCCCUGCAACGCCAACACAGACGGCCUCAUCUGUGAGAAAGCAGUCGAGAGCCGGAACGCACGGCCGUGUAAGACGCCCUGCUCGCUGCAUGUGACCUGCGAGAACUGCACCAGUCAGGCCACAGAGUGCAUGUGGUGUGGCAGCACCAAGCGCUGUGUGGACUCCAACGCCUAUGUCAUCUCUUUUCCCUAUGGCCAGUGUCUGGAAUGGCAGACUGGAGACUGUGUGGCUCAGAACUGCUCUGGCUUUCGGACAUGUGGUCAAUGCCUGGAGCAGCCUGACUGUGGAUGGUGUGGGGACCCAACUAAUACAGGAAAAGGACAGUGUGUGGAAGGCUCGUACCGCGGCCCUAUGAAGAACCCACACAAAAACAGCCAGGACAUGCUGCUGGAUACGACUCUAUGCCCCAAGGAACGAGGCUACGAGUGGGCCUUUAUCCAGUGCCCUGCCUGUCAGUGUAAUGGCCACAGCACUUGUGUGAACGGGAGCGUAUGUGAGCAGUGUCGUAACCUCACCACCGGCCCACACUGCGAAACCUGCAUGCCUGGUUAUCACGGCGACCCCACCAACGGAGGGAAGUGUCAAGCCUGUAAGUGCAAUGGCCAUGCCAGUGUGUGCCAAGUGCUGACGGGGAAGUGUUUCUGCACCACCAAGGGAAUUAAAGGAGACCAAUGUAACCUUUGUGAUUCGGAGAAUCGUUACCUUGGCAACCCUUUGAGAGGAACCUGUUACUACAACCUUUUGAUUGACUACCAGUUCACCUUCAGUCUGCUUCAAGAGGAUGACCAAUAUUACACUGCCAUUAACUUCAUGGCCACUCCAGAACAGACCAAUAAAAAUUUGGACAUGUCCAUCAACGCAUCCAACAACUUCAACCUCAACAUCACUUGGUCUGUUGGAUCAACAGCAGGUACCAUCUCUGGAGAAGAAGUUCCAAUUGUGUCCAAGACCAACAUUAAAGAGCACAGGGACAGCUUCUCCUGUGAGAAGUUCAGCUUUCGCAGCAAUCCCAACAUCACCUUCUACGUCUAUGUCAGCAACUUCUCCUGGCCUAUUAAAAUACAGAUUGCCUUCUCGCAGCAUAACAGCAUCAUGGACCUGGUGCAGUUCUUUGUGACAUUUUUCAGCUGUUUUCUCUCGCUGUUGCUGGUGGCUGCAGUGGUGUGGAAGAUCAAACAGACCUGCUGGGCCUCGAGACGGAGAGAGCAAUUGAUGAGGGAAAGGCAACAAAUGGCAAGUCGUCCCUUUGCUUCCGUUGCCAUGGCGCUGGAGGCGGAAUGUGAUCAGGUGGAGCUGCUACAAGGAGGAAUAGAGGCUCCCCCCAAACCUAUAGCCUUGGAGCCGUGUUCAGGAGGCAAAGCAGCAGUUCUGACCGUGCUCCUGUGCCUCCCAAGAGGACCCUCAGGGUUUCCACCUCCUGGACAGUCAGGUAUCGCUAUAGCCAGUGCACUGAUCGACACCUCACAACAGAAGCCCAUGGACUUUAAAGAGAAGAAUCCAGGCUUAAAGAACCGAAAAGCUCUGCCUACAGCUCACCAGGGCACCUGUGUGUGAGGCUCAUUCCCCUUGUGGCUGCCAUCUUACCUGAACAGUCCUUUUCCAAAGAGCUGCGCUUUGUUCCACUGCUGUGGGGCAUCGGCAGCAUCUGUUUCCACAGAGAGAUCCCAACGAUGGGGUUUUGCUAGGUAGCAGAGUGCUUCGUCCUCCUCCUCCUCCUCCUCCUCCUCUUUAACACUAAACCUAUAUCAAACUCCUCCUGCACUACAGCAUGUGGAUCUCUCAACACACUUCACUAUUCCUUCUGCCAAUCAGCUACUGUAUGUCUCACUAGAAGUCUUUUUUUGGACAGAGCAAAAAACCUUUUCCAAAGUAUCUAAAUUCAGUCCUAUCCGAGGUUCAAGGCUUUAGUCUGGACCUCCUUAAACAGCUUCAUAGUCUUUUGAGCUGGACUGUAAUCUGUAAAACAAACAAACAAACAAACAAAACUGGCCCGUCUCCCUCUCCCCUACAGCAGUGAGACUGCCGUCCCUCUCAUCUGAUUUGUACCUUAUAGUGAGGACAGAGGAAGUGCGAGAUCUCCGCUGCUUACCCAGCAGUCGAGCCUUUCACAGGUGACGUUAUAGACUUUUGAUGGUAUUGUAUAUGGGUGUAAAGCCCGUUUCUUUGCUUGCCAAGUACACUCUGUGUUAGCUAAAAAGCUUCUUAUUUACCAUUAAAUGCAUUUGUAACCAAGUCGGGCUUUUCUAGUUCAAAUCCAAGUUCUGUCUUACUGUACGUAGCACAGAAGAGCUGUUAGGUUUGUUUAAGCUAACAAAGUUUUGCUGCUGGUUAUAUAUAAGAUUCGAAAGAAAUCGAUCAUGUUUGACUAAAAAAAAAAAUAACAUAUAGCAAAGUUUCUAUGUUUCAUCUGUCUGCUAUUCUUGCAGAGCUUUUGCAUGACAUACACACUAGAUGCUUUAAAAGUCUUUAAGUCCGAAAAAGAGUCUAUAUUGUUUUAGCCUAUAAAACAGUGGUUGGGGAAAAAUAACAUGCAACAUUUCCAGCCAUAGAACCCGACACUGAUGUGAUGAACUCGUUUAAAUGAGAUGUGACACAGUGGCUCAGUUGUAUAGUAUUCUUAUUAUGUAAUGUUACUGAAAACACGACUAGGAAAGUUUUUGUCUUAAAUUUUUUUUUUUCUUUUUUUUUUCUUUUUUUUUGAGAACGGCUUGGUACUGAUUGAAAAAAGGAUCGCCUCGUGGUGUAAAACAUUUCUUUAUAAUGGAUUGUCAGUCUCUUACGUUUCACAUAUUGUGAAUGCAGCAGUUGGACUUUGGGCACUGUUGAGGCUGUCAGUGAUGGAAUUUAACUCCACAUGCUUCAUCCUGAUCUCACAGGAAUCCCACCAGGACAGGCUUUUCCACAACCCAUGCACUUUCUUCCUCCAGCUGAGAGCGAGCCAUUAGCAAUAUUACCAAUACAGGACCCGAAGAAGAACGCUCGUGAGGAAGUGUACUGCGCUCUUCCACUCAUGUGCUCGUGUAACCCACAAACAACUCAAAUGUGAAUCACUUGCUUCUUCAUCUAGAUAUUCUAAUGGUUAUGUUCACAUCUGGAUUUUAUUCUUGUUUUUGUUUUUGUUUUUUUUUUAUUAAAGAGCAUUUAAAGGUCACAUUUCUUUUAGGUCCAUGCUUUGUACAAUACCCAUUGUGGUGGUGAUGAUGAUGAUGAUGAUAAACCAUGUCUUUUACAAUGUAUGUGAGAAAGAAAUGUUAGUUUUGUUUUGAUAACUGAUUCUUGUGUAAUACCUCUGUUUUGUACUUUAGUCGUCGACGUCCUGUAACUAGCUUUAUUAACCAGUUUUUCUUAUUCUGCAUACGGUUGCAGUUUAUUGCAGCUGUUCGAGGAGACUACUUUGGGCAUUUGUAGUUACUUUCAGAAGUCUUCGGUGAAUAUGAACGAUAUUUUGAUCAGGUUUUUUAUUUCAAGCCUGCUUUUGAAUGCGAGUAGUUGUAUGCCGUAGGAGCACAAUGUACAGUCCCGUUACACAGGAAUCUCACUGUAAAUCGUCACAAAAUGUGGAAUAUGAAUGAAACACUCAUUCUUAAGUGCAUAUCAUUCAUCUUCAGUGUAUUUUAAAGAUGGACUGAAAAAUAAAACACAUGAUUCAUAGGGCCA
Molecule: messenger RNA, 7093 nt
Organism: Tachysurus fulvidraco (yellow catfish)
Lineage: Eukaryota; Metazoa; Chordata; Actinopteri; Siluriformes; Bagridae
Gene: atrnl1b
Product: attractin-like 1b
Exons: 29
Coding region: 890-4990 (1366 amino acids)
Cellular component (GO): Golgi apparatus
Molecular function (GO): protein binding
Source: RefSeq, a predicted model, not a curated record